Messenger RNA from Aspergillus niger, 993 nucleotides. RefSeq lists its product as uncharacterized. Lineage: Eukaryota; Fungi; Ascomycota; Eurotiomycetes; Eurotiales; Aspergillaceae. The record is from RefSeq and is a predicted model, not a curated record. Gene Ontology annotation, cellular component: plasma membrane; cell cortex of cell tip. Gene Ontology annotation, biological process: fungal-type cell wall organization. The coding region runs from base 1 to 993 and encodes 330 amino acids. The transcript has 2 exons.
AUGGGUAAAGGCGGUCGCAUUGUCUGCAUCUUCACUCCAUAUGUCCUCACCAUCGCCUCCUUAAUAUGCAUCAUCAUGGUGGGCCUGGGCUGCACAAAAUCCAGCUCCAGCACGCUAAAUGAUCUCUACUUCUUCAGAGCCAACCUCAAGAACAUUACCUCCGAAGCCUCCUCCACCGCAUCAACAGUAUCCUCCGUCGUGAGCGACCUGACCGGUGUUUCGGAUGGCGAUCUUUCCGCUGCGCUCGAGGAAAUCGAAGAACAAUACAACAUCGAGGACUUCUAUGCCAUUGGUCUCUGGGGCUACUGUGAAGGAAACAUCACCUCCAACAACAGCUAUCAAACCAACAACUGCUCCAAGCCCGAGGCCGAGUUCUGGUUCAACCCUCUGGAGGUCUGGAACUUGGAAGAGAGUGGCCUGGAGAAUGCCCUUCCCAGCAAAGUCAAGAGCUCCCUGAACACCUACAAGGCCGUUUCCAAAUGGAUGUUCAUCGCCUACAUCAUUGCAUUUGCUCUUACGGUCGCUGAACUGGUCGUCGGUGUCUUCGCUAUCUGCAGUCGCUGGGGUAGCUGCGUGACCAGCUUGGUGUCUGCUGUAGCCUUCUUCUUCACCGCUGCCGCUUCCGUCACUUCUACCGCCAUGUUCGCCGUCCUCAAGGGCGUCUUCAAAUCCGAACUCGAGCAAUACGGCAUUAAGGGCCAAAUGGGCAAGAACAUCUACGUCGCUACCUGGCUCGCGGUCGCCUUCUCCCUCGCAGCCACUCUCUUCUGGAUCAUCAGCUCCUGCUGCUGCUCCGGUCGCUCCCCUUACAACCACCGCAACCGCAACCGCGCCGUCAUGGCCGAGAAGACCCCCUACACCUAUGAGGCUCUGGGUCCCUACGGCCAGCCCCAGCAGACCCCCUACAACACCUCCUACCCUCCCCCGCCUCCUAUCCACGGCAACCAGACCACGGGUCGGACGAACGCCUAUGAACCCUUCCGUCAUACUUAA